CGCGGUGGCCGGAGCUCCGGCCUGGGGUGUGGGAGCGGAAGGUGAGGUCAGGCGGCGGCCCUGACAGCGCUGAGCCAGUGAGAGCGCACCCGGUGCCAAGGCCUUCAGCCGCCCUCCUCCCCACAGGUAAACAGUUAUUUGCAAAGGAGAAUUACGACAGAUGAAGAGUUUCGACAUGACGCAGUUGUGUCACCCAUUGGACAUCCAUUGAACUUUCUCAAAGGACCAUUUAUUUUAAUUAUACUGUAUUUCCCCGUGCCACAAUUUGAGAUGGCGUCCAAACGUUGCUCCUCCUUUUGUUCUCGGUCAACAGUGUAUACACUGGUUUUGGGAGCGCUCUUUGUCAGCCUUGGCUCUGGUCGGAUUCUCCUCAUGAAGUUCUCUGCUAAUGAAGAGAGCGUAUACAAUUACUUGCCUGCCACAGUGAAUUUAUGUGCAGAGGCUGUAAAGUUGGCAUUUUGCACCAUUUUAUCGCUAAGGGUUCUGAUACAGGAAGGACAGACGUGCAAAGAUUUGGGAUGUUCUUCUUGGCAGAACUUUCUUGCGUUUAUGAAAUGGUCUGUUCCAGCAUUUCUCUACUUUGUAGAUAACUUAAUCUCCUUCUAUGUGUUGAUCUACCUUCAACCAGCAAUGGCGGUCUUGUUCUCAAAUUUUGUUAUCAUCACAACGGCUCUUCUAUUUCGUAUUGUUCUGAAGCGGCGUCUAUCCUUGGUGCAGUGGGCAUCGCUCGUGAUUUUGUUCCUUUCCAUCGUUGCACUCGUAUCAGGGACUGGAGUAGACCAGCAUGUGCCAAUGCGCAAAUUAAGUCACCACAACCUCCACAAUACUUCCAACAGCUGUGUUCUCACUACGUCUCAGGAUAAAAACAUACAGGAAAUGAUGGAGAGAAAUUCCACAGCGCUCAUUGAUCUACCUUCAGAAUGGGACUUGGGUAUAUUGAAAAAGCUGAGCUUUGGUUUCGGCCAUUUCUGUAUAAUUAUACAGUGCUUUGUUGCUUCCUCGGCGAAUAUCUACAAUGAAAAAAUCCUGAAAGAAGGAGAUCAGUUGACUGAAAGUAUUUUCAUUCAGAACACCAAACUGUACCUUUUUGGAGUUGUAUUCAAUGGAUUGAUACUAAUGAUUCGCUCUGAAUACCGUACCCACAUUCAACAUUGUGGCUUCUUCUAUGGACACAAUCUGUUUUCUGUGGCACUAAUUUUUGUCACCGCUGCCUUUGGACUUUCUGUCGCUUUUAUCCUGAAAUUCCGAGACAACAUGUUUCACGUUCUCACCGGACAAAUAAUAACUUUGAUUAUUACUACAGUAUCUAUUUUCAUAUUCAAAUUUAAACCAUCUUUGAGCUUCUUUUUAGAAGCCCCAGUUGUGCUGUUGUCUAUAUUUAUUUACAAUUCCAGCAGGAUAAAGGACCCAGAGUAUGCAUUACUACAGGAACGACUGAAGGUUAUAAAUGGUGAACUUCUAGAGCGUUCGAGUGGGGAUGGUGAGGAGUUGGAGAGGUUGACAAAACCAACUGAUACCGAAACAGAGGAAGAUUCCUUCUAGUUUACGACACUUAAUUAUUUAUUGUUUUUUUUAAUUCUGAGCUUAAUGAAUGGACCCUUUUCUAGGUGGUAU
Callorhinchus milii (elephant shark) is the source of this 1614-nucleotide messenger RNA. RefSeq names its product solute carrier family 35 member A5 (gene slc35a5). Gene Ontology annotation, molecular function: pyrimidine nucleotide-sugar transmembrane transporter activity. The record is from RefSeq and is a predicted model, not a curated record. Lineage: Eukaryota; Metazoa; Chordata; Chondrichthyes; Chimaeriformes; Callorhinchidae. Gene Ontology annotation, cellular component: Golgi membrane. Gene Ontology annotation, biological process: pyrimidine nucleotide-sugar transmembrane transport.